Messenger RNA from Closterium sp. Yama58-4, 2541 nucleotides. Lineage: Eukaryota; Viridiplantae; Streptophyta; Zygnematophyceae; Desmidiales; Closteriaceae. The record is from the annotation of a GenBank genome assembly.
AUGCUCAGUGCAACAACGCCUGGGCAUGCCCAUCCUUUCUCACAUGCGCUACUUGCUGUGGUUUCCCCCACCUCCCACCUGCCUUCCCACCCACAGGUGUACUUCUCGGUAUACGAUCAUCUGAAGGAGAUGCUCAGUGCACCUGACUCAUCACUGGUUAACGUGCGGUUCCCCCCACCUCUUCACCACCCCCCUCUUCACCCGCUUCUUCCCCCCAUCCCCCCCCGGCAGGUGUACUUCUCAGUCGUCACAGCAGCAGCGGGCGCCGGUGCCACCACUGCCAUCGUCACCAAUCCCCUCUGGGUCGUUAAAACCCGCCUGCAGACCCAAGGGCUGCGCCCUCACCGCCUACCAUAUAAGGGCACGGUGUCGGCACUGGUGCGCAUAUUCAGAGAGGAGGGCGUGGCAGGGCUGUACAGCACCCCAGGGCACACAGGAAACAUCCUCUCCUUCCCCCUUUCCCCUUUCUCCGCUUCUCUCCUGCAGUGGGUGGUCCCAGCACUGGCAGGAGUGAGCCACGUGGCCAUCCAGUUUCCCCUCUAUGAGCACCUCAAGCAGACCAUGGCGGAGAGAGCACGCGUCCUCCUUUCCCUCCCUUCCCCUUCCCAUACCUCGUUUCUCUCCCGCACCUUCCAACCUCGUUCCCCUCCCUCACUCCCCCUUCCCCUCUUCUCCCACUCACCUUGCAACCUUGCUCAUUGCCCUUUUUUCCCUCACAAACCCUCUAUUCUUCCUCCCAGCGGGGUGGUGCCAGCACUGGCAGGAGUGAGCCACGUGGCCAUCCAAUUCCCCCUCUACGAGCACCUCAAGCAGACCAUGGCGGAGAGGGCAAACACCAGUGUCGAUAAGCUAUCUCCCAUCGACCUCGCUCUGGCGUCUGCAGUCGUGCGGUCGCGACUGCAGGAGCAAGGCCAAGCAAUCGCAGCAGCGGGAGCAGAUGGCAGCGUGCCCCGCUAUCUUGGUGUCAUCGAUUGCAUACAAAAGAUUAUCAAAUACGAAGGUGCUCAAGCCCCCCUCCCCCAACCUCUCCCCCCAGUGCCCCACAACACCCUUCCCAAGCUCCCAUCCCCUCUCCCCACUUUCCCCGCCAACAGUUCCAUGCCCCAGCGUGCUACCCACCCGCCACAUCUUUCCCACCCCUUUCCUUCCCACCCUCCCAGCUCCACGGCUUCUGUUGGUUUCUUUCUGCUUCCUCGAUUCUUCCGUGCAUUUGUUAUUUCUGUGAAGUGGAGGUCUUUGACUCGACUUGGCAAUCACACAGCGCACCCUCUUUUGUCCGAACCAGUGCUGUCUUCGAACCGCUUUUUUCAUCGAGUACGAGCUGAUUAUUUGAGCAACGCAGCUGUCGGCAGAGCAUGGAUCUUGAACAGCGCUAAUGUCGUGGUGGAGACGGUCAAGAUGGACAAUUUGGCAAAAUUGUGCACCGUUCUGGAGCCUUUGCUUCGACGCGUGGUGUCUGAAGAAAUUCAAAAAGCGUUUGCAACUUACCAGCCGUUAUCGACCUCUAAGCCGCCAUUACGCAGUCUUGAAGCUCCUAAACGACUACCAGCCAAUGGCGUCAAGCGGGACCUGCGGCUACAAUUCCGCAACAAGUUGGCACUUCCUUUGUUCACCGGAGGGAAGGUGGAGGGCGAAGGGAAUGAGCCAAUCCGAGUUUUUCUUCAAGACGGAGAGACAGGUGCUGUGGUUACCACAGGACCUGAGGCCAAUCUGAAGCUUGAAGUUGUGGUGCUUGAAGGAGACUUCAGCAGAGACGAUGAGGAUGAUUGGCUACCAGGAGAGUUCGACCAGUUUUUGGUGAAAGAGAGAGAUGGCAAGAGGCCGCUUUUGACCGGCGAGACCUUUGUGGUGCUGAAAGAUGGGCUCGGGGUCAUGGGUGAGAUCACGUUUACAGACAACUCCAGUUGGAUCCGGAGUCGCAAAUUCAGGCUGGGAGUGAGAGUGUUGCCAGGCCAGGUUGGGGAGAGCAGGGUACGAGAAGGGAAGACAGAGGCGUUCACAGUCAAGGAUCACCGUGGAGAAUUGUACAAGAAGCACUACCCGCCUGCUUUGACAGACGAAGUGUGGCGGUUGGAUCGCAUAGGCAAGGAUGGCGCCUUCCAUAAGCGCUUGAAUCAGGCUGGAAUUUUCACAGUAGAGGAUUUCCUACGGCUUGUUGUCAUGGACCCACAAAAACUACGAAAUAUUCUUGGUUCAGGGAUGUCAAACAAGAUGUGGGAGAACACAGUGGAGCAUGCAAAGACUUGCGUGCUGAACGGCAAGCUGCAUGUGUACUAUGCGGAUGACAAGCAGAACAUUGGUGUCAUCUUCAACAACAUUUUCCAACUCAUGGGCCUUAUUGCAGACAGCCAGUACAUGUCCGUGGAUCUUCUUUCUGAGAGUGAAAAGAUUUACGUGGAUAAGCUGGUCAAGGUUGCGUAUGAGAACUGGGAGAAUGUUGUGGAGUAUGAUGGGGAGGCUCUUAUAGGGGUCAAGCCAAGUGUAUACAUGAGAUGGGACAUCUGCUGCAGGUUAUUAAUUCCCUGGUUGUACAGAAUAUAG